ACCUCACUGAAGGUGAGCCGCUCCCCAUUCCUGGACAGAUGCAGGUGAUUGGCACCCGACCCAAAUCUCAACCAGGAAACUGAAAAGUUGAAGUGGCAGUCCUCCCUCAGAGAAGACUUAUUUUGUCAGCUGUGAGCGUGCGUUGAGGUCAAAGACCACUGCUAUCCUGGGAUUAUUAAAAUGACUGUUUGUUUUAUGGAAUGCGGAUUCUCCCAAACUAUUUCCGUCUUCAUUCCUGAGACAGAAUGACUUGCGAUGACUGACAACCAUAAUAUGGAGAUCCAAAUGAGGUGUUCUGUGUGUUGGGAGGGUUUUUUGGCAUGUUUUAGAAAGCCGAGCCAAUCUGUAGAUGUGAGCAGGCGUCAGGACAAAGACAGAUCUGACACUGUUAUUGAAAAUCCCGGUGCACAAAUCUCAGAACGGGACUUUCAAUUAAACAGGUCUUUACCGCCACUGCCCGUUGAGAAUCCCAGGAAUCAUUACAUCGCCCUGUAUGAUUACUCUGCUCGCACUGAGGAGGACUUGAGCUUCAACUCCGGGGAUACUUUGGAGGCUCUGGAUAAAAGUGCUGGUGAUUGGUGGUUUGCCAAAGCGCUCACCGGGAUUUCAGCCCCCAAACAGGGAUAUAUCCCCGCUAAUUAUGUGGCACCUGUGGAGAGUAUCGAUGCAGAACCAUGGUAUUUUCACGACACCAAGAGGCAGGAUGCAGAGAAGAUGCUGUUGGCUGGAAGGAACGAACAAGGCGCCUUCCUCAUCAGGGACUGUGAAAGUCAGAAAGGAGAGCUCUCCCUCUCGGUGCUGGACAAUGGGAGGGUGAAGCAUUACAAGCUGAAAAAACUGGAAAAUGGUCGCUACUUUGUGUCGAGGACCAAGGAUUUUGCAACACUGAAGGAGUUAGUGGAACAUUACUCCGGACAGUCAGAUGGCCUCUGUGUGCGUCUGGGUGAACCAUGCAGAAAGAUGGAGGCCCCACAGACUCACGGUCUGUCCUACAACACGGUGGACCAAUGGGAGAUUGACCGCAAAUCCAUCAGGCUGGGGAUGAAGCUGGGAGCCGGUCAGUUUGGAGAAGUCUUUGAGGGCCUGUGGAACGACAGCACAGCAGUCGCAGUGAAGACCCUCAAACCUGGUACCAUGGACCCUGAGGACUUCCUGAGAGAGGCUCAGAUCAUGAAGAGACUGCGGCACCCUAAGCUGAUCCAGCUGUACGCUGUCUGUACCAUGGAGGAGCCCAUCUACAUCGUCACAGAGCUGAUGAAGCACGGCAGCCUGCUGGACUACCUGCAGAAGGACAAGGGUACCAAACUGCGUAUCUCUGACCAGAUUGAGAUGGCUGCUCAGGUGGCAGCCGGCAUGGCUUACCUGGAGUUACAGAACUACAUCCACCGAGACCUGGCAGCCAGGAACGUGCUGGUGGGGGAGAACAACAUCUGCAAGGUGGCUGACUUUGGCCUGGCCAGGGUCUUCAUGAAAGAGAAUGAAAAUGUGUACGAAGCCAAAGAAGGCACCAAAUUCCCUGUGAAAUGGACCGCUCCUGAGGCCAUCCAUGACAACAAGUUCACCAUCAAAUCUGAUGUUUGGUCCUAUGGAAUUUUAUUGUAUGAGAUCAUGACAUUUGGCCAAAUGCCUUACCCAGGCAUGACAAACUACGUGGUGGUCCAGAAGCUUGCCGAGAACUACAGGAUGUCGUGCCCUCCCAGCUGCCCCAAAGUCAUGUAUGACAUCAUGAUGGAUUGCUGGAAGGAGAACGAGCAGGACCGGCCCACAUUCGAGACCCUGCAGUGGAAGCUGGAGGACUUCUUCGACUUGGACGUGACCUCCUACGACGAUGCCAACCGUUAUUAGAACAUUGACGGGGCCGUGACAUGUUGAAAGACGAAAGGAACCAAAAAACAUUCUGUAUGCAGCGAAACAAAAUCAAAUCCACUUGAAUCUAGACAUCAAUGAUGUUUCUAUGAAAUAACAGAUUCUAAAGUAAUUUGAGAUUCCACUCUGUGUGGUAAAAUGAAGGAUCUAUAAUGUUUUGCAUGUGAAUACUGUGACUGUAAGUGUGACAUGCAGUGAGGAAGCUUUUACUACAGCAACAGUCAGUUGUGACACUUGUUUUGCUUGUUUUGCUUUGUUUGACAACUGAAUGCACUUUCAGACAGGCAGUGUAUGCGUCUAGCCUAACUCUUACAGCACACUUGACUGGAAGAGGCUGCUUUCAACAGAGCCUGAAAGCUGCUAUCUGUUCAUCUUGACGAACCAGUUCUUCAUACACUCGCCAUAGCAGCAUAGCGGGCAUUCUUUCCACUGGCUACCUGCCAAGUUAUUAUCGGAAGAUACCUGAGAGGAUUUAAUCAUGGUCACUUACAAGCUGUAAGAAACUGUGUCUUAGAGGGGUCACUGAGUGAGUAGCAGGUGUCCUGUUCCUGAUUGCAUAUGUAUAUGAUGUUAACAUUAUUCAAAGGUAGGUGACUGCCCAUUAAAUGAAAGCAGAAUAACAUACUAACAAACACUAGUUCUUUUCUUACAUAAAAACUAUUUUACUCUAGAGACAGGUUUACGCCUUCAUUACAUAAUCGAGCUAUUUGAUGUUAAGCUUUUGUCUUCGUGCCACUCCAAUAAUUUCUACAAGAGAGCUAAAAACAAAGAACAUGAUCAGGUUAGUUCAGUACAGAGCCCAGCAGGUGUUAGGGAGAAAAAAUAACACUAAAUUGUUGCACACAGAUUAUUAAAUUGUGUACUAGAAUGAUUCAUUCAUGCAUAAAACUACUCAAACCUGUUGUUGAAAUAAUAAUUUGUCCUCACCAAUUAACAGAACAUAAUAAUAUCAACAUUUGUUUUGAUUUGUUUAAAGUGGGAUUAUGUAACUUUUGAAAGAAGAAAUAAUGCAUUGUUCCUUUUACAAUUUAAAAGUUUAAUUUAUAAGCAAUAAAUCUCCCCCUUUUCUAAAGUCAGCACUCCACACAUUCAGAUAGAUAUUGCUGUGUAACAUAACUGAGUCAGUUCAAUGACUCUUCUCUGCUUGUGCUAUUGUUACACUACAUUUUACCAUCAUUCAGUAAUUGUCACUUGUGGCCACAGUGGCUGUUAUUCCAUAAAAAGUGAUAGAGUUUCAUGUCAAAGUUACCUUAACAGUGCAAAAUGUACAGUGAAAGUUGUCAGGCCAACUGUUCAAUUGUAAAUGAGCCACUUGGAUUGAGUACAUGUUUUAUUUUUUGGACAGAUAUGUGGCUGUACUUUGGAGUUUCCCUGUUUAAACAAUGUUGUAUUACCUUUGGCACCCCUUAAAAUCUGUUAGGAUCACGCAAAAUUGUUAACUUGUGCACAUAAAUUAGGUCAUUUGAAAGCACAAACAGUUUGUCUCCUUAAGACCUGCCAGGCUUUGUGUGUUUGGUAGUCCGUGGCUCUGUACAGCCCCCAAAUCAUCAAGUCUACUCCUGGUCGCUACCCAUUGAUAUCUGCUUGCAUAGCAGUGUGCAUUUAGUUGAAUGCAUUUUUUCUGUUAGUCUUAUUUAUGUGGGACCUACAGUGUAAUGGCUCGAUGACUGAACAAUGUUGUGACACUGGACUUACUGUAAUUCCUGCUUUUUUAAAAAAUGAUUCUGUUGUAAAGUUGUAAAGCUGCUCUGAGAUACAGCUACAAUAUUGAAAAGACAGAUGAUGACUAAUCAGACAUAUAUAUAUAUAUAUAUUUAACUAGCUGAAUCUGGUGGAUUUUCUCAUGUUCUGAUUAUUUUGUAUGUUUUUAGAGUCUUGAACAAAAUCUUGUUAAUUGUACAUAACCAUGGCAGUGUUUUAUACAAUACUGUAUUUUAACAUGAUUAUCCUUUAUGUAUAACAUAAUAAAGUGAAUUGUAUUCCGUA
Molecule: messenger RNA, 3852 nt
Organism: Thunnus maccoyii (southern bluefin tuna)
Lineage: Eukaryota; Metazoa; Chordata; Actinopteri; Scombriformes; Scombridae
Gene: frk
Product: fyn-related Src family tyrosine kinase
Exons: 8
Coding region: 256-1845 (529 amino acids)
Biological process (GO): innate immune response; cell surface receptor protein tyrosine kinase signaling pathway; cell differentiation
Cellular component (GO): extrinsic component of cytoplasmic side of plasma membrane
Molecular function (GO): signaling receptor binding; ATP binding; non-membrane spanning protein tyrosine kinase activity
Source: RefSeq, a predicted model, not a curated record